Molecule: messenger RNA, 415 nt
Organism: Hippocampus comes (tiger tail seahorse)
Lineage: Eukaryota; Metazoa; Chordata; Actinopteri; Syngnathiformes; Syngnathidae
Product: cystatin-C-like
Exons: 2
Coding region: 83-391 (102 amino acids)
Cellular component (GO): cytoplasm; vesicle
Molecular function (GO): cysteine-type endopeptidase inhibitor activity
Source: RefSeq, a predicted model, not a curated record
GUGACGCAUUUGUUUAUAAAACCGAGAGGAAGACCGGGCCAACCUAUAUUUUGUAGUCUUGAGUGCGACGAAAUACAGAAAUAUGAUUUUAAAGGUAGUCUUCAUUUUUCUUGGGGUCGUUUGCGCCGUUGGUCUCGGCAGGCUUGUCGGGGGGCUGACGGAUGUGGACGUCAAUGAGGAAGGUGUGCAGAAUGCCCUCAACUUCGCCAUUUCCCAACAUAAUUUGAAAACGGAGGACCCUUUCCUCAGAGUAAAGACUGGCGUGGUCGGGGUUAAAAAACAGAUUGUUUCUGGCAUCAAGUACGUCAUCACCGUCAACAUGACGAAGACUAACUGCAUGAAGGACGCUCCAAAUGAACAGUGCGACGGCCUUGCCGAUUCUCCGGUAUGAAUCGUCAUUAUUAGUUUUUAUUUC